AUUCACAUUUAUGCUGUUCUACAGUUCCUUCGAAUAUUUUUUGCGAAAGUGAUAAUUCUUCACUAUAAUAAAUUAAUGCAAACUUUAUUCUUAAAAUUAUUUUUAUCAAACUUGUGUUUAACAUCAUUAUCAUGUACAUUUAAAAACAAUGUCAUAAAGAGUGAUUCAAGAAAGUGCUGAAUUAAAGCGAUGUACUAGUGAAAUAUACGCAUAAAAUUGAAAUUGUGGACUUUCGAAUCUUAUAAAGUGCGCAGUUAACGCAGGGGCCGUGUGGAUUUUUAACAAAUUUGUAAAAAGGACGAUGGACGACAUUAAUACUCUCAUGGAUAACGAUAAUUGUCCUAAACAAUUGAAAUUUGGCAUGGAUCGCAUACUAUCAAAUGAAAUUUGCCCAAGAAAAACAGAUAUUCUUAAACCACUUCCAAUACAACCUCCAAUACAACCAAUACGGUGUCCUUGCAUCGAUAGUUACGAGCGAUGCGAAAAUAUCAGAACAUGCAUUUCAUUUCCGCAUGCUCAUUCGUCAUUAUCUGAGAACAUCACAUCUGCAUCUUAUACCGGGUUAAUGGAGAAUUUAGGAACUUUAUAUCGGCCGGCACCGUUACGUCCUGUACCUAGAGCACUUAUUUCAUCUUCCUCAACGGUAAAUUCUUCAGAAACAAACACACGAAGAAAGAGAUCGUGGUCCAGAGCUGUCUUUAGUUCUCUACAGCGGAAAGGUUUAGAAAGAAGAUUUUCCCUACAAAAGUACAUUACGAAACCAGACAGGAGACAAUUGGCAGCGACUUUAGGUCUAACCGAUGCACAGGUGAAAGUUUGGUUUCAAAAUCGACGAAUGAAGUGGCGGCACACAAGAGAAAGCGAAAACGCUGCGUUAGCCGGUCCAGAUUCUACGCAGAAAGAUUUUCCGCAAAAAUUAGUUAAAUCUAUCACUAGUGAUACGACGCAACAAGACGAAGAAGAUAUAGAAAUCGAUUAAAUUCUUAGAUUUAUGAAAUGUUUACAAUAAUUUUCACCUUAAAAUAAAAUUAUAUUUGUAAACGUUUAUCAAAAAAAUUAUAUUACGAGAUGAUUAUAUAUUAUAUAACAUAUAAUGAAUAAAAAUGAUAUCAAUAUGCAUAUACAUAAAUGCAUUAUUAAUAUGUGCAAUUAUGUAUUAUAUAUAAUUUCUGUUAGAAGAGAAAAUAAUGCAAUAUAUUUUACCUUAAACAUAAAUAAUAAUAAGUUGUUUAUUACAAAAGUGUUAUAAGAGUAAUUUACGAUAUAAUCAAAUUGUAUUUAUAUAAAUAGAUUGUUAUUAAACUAUAAUUAACAAAA
Solenopsis invicta (red fire ant) is the source of this 1317-nucleotide messenger RNA. RefSeq names its product H2.0-like homeobox protein. Lineage: Eukaryota; Metazoa; Arthropoda; Insecta; Hymenoptera; Formicidae. Gene Ontology annotation, molecular function: DNA-binding transcription factor activity, RNA polymerase II-specific; sequence-specific DNA binding. The transcript has 5 exons. Gene Ontology annotation, biological process: regulation of DNA-templated transcription. The coding region runs from base 302 to 979 and encodes 225 amino acids. The record is from RefSeq and is a predicted model, not a curated record.